Zea mays is the source of this 663-nucleotide messenger RNA. RefSeq names its product ruBisCO large subunit-binding protein subunit alpha, chloroplastic. Lineage: Eukaryota; Viridiplantae; Streptophyta; Magnoliopsida; Poales; Poaceae. Gene Ontology annotation, molecular function: ATP binding; ATP-dependent protein folding chaperone. The transcript has 3 exons. The coding region runs from base 1 to 477 and encodes 158 amino acids. Gene Ontology annotation, biological process: protein refolding. The record is from RefSeq and is a predicted model, not a curated record.
AUGGUUUCCUCAAACUUAGAUUACAGUGCUGAGUUCCUAGCAAAAGAUCUUGGUUUGUUGGUUGAAAAUGCUACAGAGGAACAACUUGGCACAGCAAGGAAAGUCACGAUACAUCAGACUACAACAACCCUCAUAGUAGAUGCAGCCAGUAAAGAUGAGCGUCUUGGCGCUGAUAUUAUUCAAAAGGCGUUGGUAGCACCUGCUUCAUUGAUUGCACACAAUGCUGGAGUAGAGGGUGAAGUGGUAGUCGAGAAGAUCAAGGAGAGCGAUUGGGAGGUGGGCUACAAUGCAAUGACUGACAAGUACGAGAACCUGAUGGAGGCUAGUGUGAUCGACCCUACCAAGGUGACCAAGUGUGCGCUCCAGAAUGCGGCCUCUGUAGCUGGAAUGGUCCUAAUCACACAGGCCAUUGUUGUUGAGAAGCCAAAGCCGAAGCCUCAAGUGGCAGAGCCACCGGAGGGAGCCCUUACCGUUUAAAACUUAACGUUCUUGAGGCUGCUGUCCAGACGGUUCAGAUCAGUUGAGAGGGUAGAACUUUGGUUUGAGAAUUUUGGUUCAGAUCCACUGGGAGUUGUAGAGUAGGAUUGCUAUUUUGCAGACGAAGAGUAAUUUUACUCUGGUCUGAACUUAUCCGAAUCAAAGACAUUUGCAUCACCAUUUUUU